ACUGGCAGAUUUCUGGAUUUGUUUAAGAACUUCCAUGAAGCGCCAGGACGCAGCGAUGGAGGAUUCGGGACGCGUUUUAACAUCGAGGGACUGCUGCAGCGGCCGGUGUGCGAUGCGAACUGAGCCGUGGGUGGUGUAGUAGACCCCCUUUUUCCGAGCACAACACACACACCCUUCGCUUUAUCUAUAUCUUCCAAACGGGACGCGCAGACUUGUUUCACUCCACCCGGGGAACAUGUCCCGGGCAGCGGCUAUCGCGAGCUCCCUGAUCCGCCAGAAGCGCCAGGCGAGGGAGAAGGCGAAUGCGUGCCGUGGCAGCCCGAGCAACAGCAAAGGAACCAGCGAGAAGCCGAGCAAGCUGAAUGUGUUCUCCCGUGUCAAAUUGUUUGGAUCGAGGAAGAAACGGAAGAGAAAGCGACCACCAGAGCCCCAGCUAAAGGGCAUAGUGACCAGGCUCUCCUGCAGCCAGGGCUUCCAGCUGCAGAUGCAGCCUGAUGGCAUCAUCGAUGGAACAAAGGAUGAAGACAGCACCUACGCUGUGUUCAACCUGAUCCCGGUGGGGCUUCGUGUCGUGGCCAUCCAGGGCGUGCAGACCAAACUCUAUCUGGCGAUGAACAACGAAGGCUUUCUCUACACCUCUGAACAUUUUACCCCGGAGUGUAAGUUCAAGGAGUCGGUGUUUGAGAACUACUACGUCACCUACUCCUCCAUGCUGUACCGGCAGCAGGCCUCAGGUCGAGCCUGGUACCUCGGACUCAACAAGGAGGGGGGGAUCAUGAAGGGGAACCACGUCAAGAAGAACAAGGCAGCUGCACACUUUAUACCGAAACCACUCAAAGUGGCCAUGUACAGGGAGCCCUCCCUCCAUGACCUGACAGAACUCUCUCGGUCCGGCAGCGGCACACCAACCAAGAGUCGCAGCGCUUCGGCCAUACUUAAUGGCGGAGGGAAGUCGCCCAGCAACAACGACUUAUCCUAGCCCCCCACUCCUCACACACACCCACAGACACGCACGCACACACACACAAAGAUCUCAGGCCGACAUGCCCACACAUCAGGCUGGUGUGGGGUAGGAGGAGGCGAGGAGAUAAUACGAAGGAGGACAGGAGUGUUAUCUUCCACUUAACGGAGCCCACUGUGACUGACUGUGAUGUAAAUAAAUCAAGGACAAUCAAUCCGUCUGCUGCUCCGGCCUGCAGGGGGACGAGAACCUUCCUUUGAAUACCCUUCCCACUGUAUCAUACCCAGAGAGGACAAGGGAGGGAGAUGGAGCAACGCAGAGAGAGUCAGUCAGUCACAUAAUUAGAUAAACAGACUGUUACAGAGAACCAAAGAGUCCAAGUAUUAACUAGGUGGUAGAAGGGAAAAGUGGUAAGAUAGUUAGAGUGACACAGGAAGUAUUAAUCUAUUCUACCAUAUGCUAUGUUUACACAGAGCUCAUGGGGUUAAGUCAUAUUUUUAAAAAGUGACAAACGUAUUCCAUGUUCACUUGUGAGGACUGAUCCUUUGUUUGCAUGCAGGCGCGCCCGUGCGUGUGAGAGUGGUCGGGCACACACUGUGCUUGUAGUAGGAGUGUGUGGGCAAGCGAGUGUGUAAGCGUGCAUGUG
Molecule: messenger RNA, 1607 nt
Organism: Notothenia coriiceps (black rockcod)
Lineage: Eukaryota; Metazoa; Chordata; Actinopteri; Perciformes; Nototheniidae
Gene: fgf13b
Product: fibroblast growth factor 13b
Exons: 5
Coding region: 236-979 (247 amino acids)
Molecular function (GO): growth factor activity
Source: RefSeq, a predicted model, not a curated record